Messenger RNA from Rotaria sp. Silwood2, 1509 nucleotides. Lineage: Eukaryota; Metazoa; Rotifera; Eurotatoria; Philodinida; Philodinidae. The record is from the annotation of a GenBank genome assembly.
AUGUUUAUUCGUUUUAUUCUACAAGUUUUUGUUUUCUGGCUUAGUGUCUAUUUAAUCAAUCAUUUGUUAUUACGUUUUCGAACUACAAAACGUUCAUAUGUUCGUUUACUUCGUUUAUUCGGUUGUCAUAUAUCAAUAUUUAAUAUUGGUUUUUAUACAACUUCAUUUAAUCGUAUUUUCUACCAAAUUGGUAGAAAAUAUCCACGUCUUUGGAAAAUUUGGUUUACUAUAGGAAUAUUUGUUGCAUUUAUCACAGCUAUUUGUGCUUGUAUUGUCCUAAUUUUUUUACCUUUAAAAUAUGUAUAUGAACUUCAACAACCGAUUGUAUCUAUGACACAAAAUUUAACUAAUAGAAAUAUUGUAAUGGAAAAUGAACGCGAUAAAUUAUCGAUUCAACCUAUUAUUCCUGGUGUUAAUGUACCAUUAGAACAAUUAGGACAUUUUUUUCUUGCUUUAGUUUUAUGUACUAUUUUUCAUGAAUUAGGACAUGCUAUAGCAGCAUCAGCUGAACAUGUUCAUGUAAAUGGUUGUGGAUAUUUUGUAUUUAUUGUUUAUCCAGGUGCUUAUGUUGAUUUAAAUCAAGAAAAAAUACAAAUGAUUACAGCUUAUAGACAAUUAAGAAUUUAUUGUGCUGGUGUUUUUCAUAAUAUGGUUCUUGUUCUUAUUGCUGUAAUAUUUCUCCUUAUUAAUCCAUUUAUAAUUAAUCAUUUUUAUAUUGAAGCAGCAACAGUUUAUCGUGUAUCAAAAGAUUCACCUAUUUAUAAUCUUCUUCCUGUUCAUUCAACAAUUCAAUAUGUUGAUGGAUGUAAUGUAAAUACAUCGAAUGAUUGGUAUCAAUGUUUACGUUUAAUUAAGGAUCGACAUCCACAACAGAAUAAUGGUUAUUGUUUAACACAAGCUGAAAUUCAAUUUCCUUCAAAUCAUAUUGAAUUUAAUCAAACAAGUAAUUAUGAUUGUUGUCAAAAUUUAUCUCAAAAAAAUUACUGUUUUCUUUAUCAUUCUAAACAACAUCUUACUCAAAAUGGUGCAUGUAUGGAAGCUCGUAGCGUAACUAACCAUCCACCUUGUUUACUUAAUAGUGAUUGUCAACGUCAAGGUAAUGAUGUUUCAUGUGUUCAUCCAUUUUCAAGUGAUAAUAUUACACGUUUAAUACGAAUUGUACAUAGUCAAGGACCACCUAUUCUUUUUGUUGGUUCAAUUAAUGAAAUUUAUCAAACAGUUAAAAUUCAAUCAUAUCAAGCUAAAUAUAACUUUGUUUCAACAAUACUCAUUACUGAUAUUCCAUUAUUUUUCCAGUAUGUUGCUGCAUUUUCAUUUGCACUUGCAUUUUUUAAUGCAGUACCAUGUUAUGCAUUUGAUGGUCAAUAUAUUUUAUUAGCUUUAAUUGAAUAUCUUUCACCAAGUUUAUAUCAACGACGUCAUAAUAGACUUAUAUUAUUUAGUUUAAUUUUUGGCACAUGUCUUCUUAUUAUCAAUAUUUCACUCGCUUUUGCUCGGUAUUUUCUUUAA